GUAAGAAAAACUUUUCACAUAGAAGUAGUCUGGUAAGUCAUAUGAGGUUACAUACAAAGGAAAAGCCAUAUAGCUGUGACAUUUGUAACAAGAAAUUUUCACAUAAAACUAGUAUAAGGAGUCAUAUGAGAUUACAUACAAAUGAGAAGCCAUACAGCUGCGAGAUUUGUAACAAGGGUUUUUCACAGAAAAACAAUCUAUUGAGUUAUAUGAGAGUACAUACAAAGGAGAAACCAUACAUUUGUAAGAUUUGCAACCAUGCCUUUGCACAUAAAACUAGUCUAGUGAUUCAUAUGAGAUUACAUACAAAGGAGAAGCCAUACAGCUGUGAGAUUUGCAAUAAGGCUUUCUCACAUAAAAUUAGCCUAGUGACACAUAGGAGAGUACAUACAAAGGAGGAGCCAUACAGUGAUUUGCAAUAAGGCCUUCUAUGAGAAAAGUCGUGUAGUAAGGCAUAUGAGAUUACAUACAAAAAAGAAACCAUAAAGCUGUGACAUUUACAACAAGGUCUUUGCUCAGAAAAGUCAACUAGUAAGGCACAUGAGAGUACAUACAAAGGAGAAACCAUAAAGCUGUGAGAUUUGCAAUCAUGCAUUUUCAUGGAAACAAAUUAUGGUGAAGCACAUGAGAGUACAUACAAAACAGAAGCAUUGUAUGAAAUGAAAUCUCUUAGUAUCAUUACCUGAUGCCACACAUGAGAGUACAUACAAAAGAGAAUCCAAACAGCUGUAAGGUUUAGAAUAACGUUUGAUGUGUAUAUAUAUAUUUGUACAUAAAGGUAAUGAGCCAUUUAUCAACAUGUAUCAUUUAAAAGGAAAUAAUUUCCUC
Molecule: messenger RNA, 828 nt
Organism: Penaeus monodon (black tiger shrimp)
Lineage: Eukaryota; Metazoa; Arthropoda; Malacostraca; Decapoda; Penaeidae
Product: gastrula zinc finger protein XlCGF8.2DB-like
Exons: 1
Coding region: 42-422 (126 amino acids)
Biological process (GO): central nervous system development; regulation of transcription by RNA polymerase II
Cellular component (GO): nucleus
Molecular function (GO): DNA-binding transcription factor activity, RNA polymerase II-specific; RNA polymerase II cis-regulatory region sequence-specific DNA binding
Source: RefSeq, a predicted model, not a curated record